This is a messenger RNA of Teleopsis dalmanni, 1747 nucleotides long. Its product is annotated as DNA-directed RNA polymerase III subunit RPC3-like. Gene Ontology annotation, cellular component: RNA polymerase III complex. Gene Ontology annotation, molecular function: single-stranded DNA binding. The record is from RefSeq and is a predicted model, not a curated record. NCBI's taxonomy places the organism in Eukaryota, Metazoa, Arthropoda, Insecta, Diptera, Diopsidae. The transcript has 8 exons. Gene Ontology annotation, biological process: DNA-templated transcription. Bases 162 to 1733 code for a protein of 523 amino acids.
CCUGUGUUGGCAGCUGGUACCACUACUCAACUUGCACUUUAACAACCUGGCAGCACUAACACGUGCAGUCAAACUUUGUUUACAUUUUUAAAAAUCGCACUUGGACUAAAUUUAUUCUAAAUACAGAAAUUUGUAUAGUUAUUGUUAUUACUGAUGAAAAAAUGUCCAUUGAUUAUAGUAAUUUGUGUUCUUUGAUUAUUAAUCAAUGCUUUGGAGAAGUGGUACAAAAAGUUGCGGAUUGUUUGUUUGGGGCAGUCAGUCGCACACUUAUUCAAAUAAUCAAAGCAACAAAUUUAACACGAAGAGAGGUGUCUAAUGCUUUAGCAGUGCUAAUAAAAUUUAACAUUGCGUCAUUCAAUGCCAGCAAUUUGUAUCCACAUCUGCCAGAAUAUUCACUCAAGAGACAGGAGAUAUUAUUCAUUUUGCGUUAUGCGCGUUAUGCGCAUCUUGCACAUACAAAAUAUGGUAACAUAGGCGCUGCUAUUGCGGAAGAGAUACUCCACGCUGGCUCAGAGACGGCAACAAAUAUUUUAAUUAAAUGUGUCACCGCACCCGACAAUAAGGACAAAAUAGAAACAUAUCGAGAUGUCCUACUGACUAUGAUAAAAGAUAAUUACUUAAUUAAAAUGCCAAUGCUAAAAGAACCCACAAACUCAGCGGAUGUUGUGCCACAGCUGCAUGUAGAAGUUUAUGAUUUAUAUAAUCCGCCAGUUAUUGAUUUAAUUUCUAUAGCGAAAAUUCAAGCUGGUAGCGUGAAACCACAAGAGGCUAAAGAUUAUGGCAUUUACUGGAGAAUUAACUUUAAUCGUUUUCAUCAGGAUUUUAGAGAUAAUGUAAUGGUUGCAGCUUUGGAACGUAAGUUGGGCACUAGUGCUGGCGAAUGCUUUCAAUUUAUAUUGAAACAAAUGUACGAACGAACAGAUCCUUGGCAAAAACAAUCAAUGUCUAAUCCCUUCACUUUUGUGGAAAUCAAACAAGCUGUCGAAAAGAAAUCUAACAACCUCGACUUAAUAAAAAAUUUGGAUAGUUAUGUUACACUAAUAGCUGACGAUUCUCUAGGAUUUUUACGUAGAGUUGGUAAUAUGGGCGGAGGACAAUAUGUGGUAGAUAUGUCAUGUGCUUUUGAAGAACUUUCAUUAGUUUGCAUAGAGCAUAUAAUAACAGAGCGUUUCGGUUCGAAAGCAUCACGUAUAUUUCGUGUAGUGCGUAUAAAAAAGCAUAUUGAGCAGGAAGAUUUGCAAAAAGAAGCUAUGAUACCAGCAAAAGAAGCUAAACUGUUAUCGUAUAGUUUGUUUCAAGAACAAUUUCUACAAAUCAAAACCAUACGCAAGGCUGGUGGUGGUGGCAGUGGACCCGCUAAAUCAUUCUACUUAUUUCAAUUGAAGCACAUGCAGAUUGCUAAGAUGCUUUUGGAUAUAUGUUACAAAGCUUUGUACAAUAACAUAACUCGUUCCAAUUACGAAAAAUCUGAAAAUAAACGACUAAUCGACAAAUCCCAGAAAUUGGAUAGCAUUAUUGGCACAAUGAAAGACCGUGGAGAAACAGAGGAGUAUAUAGCUGAGAUUUUGGAAACGCUGACACCACCAGAAAGACAAAUUCUCGACAGUGUAAAACACCAUAUAAAGACUUUAUCUAAAGCUGAAUUAGAACUAGAUGAGACUAUAUUUUUGUUACAAAUGUAUUUGUAUCAUUCGACGCAGUCGCCAAGUAGCAGUAGUGAGAAAAAAAAAUAAUUAAAUUAUUUAAA